Monomorium pharaonis (pharaoh ant) is the source of this 1372-nucleotide messenger RNA. Its product is annotated as MKRN2 opposite strand protein. The coding region runs from base 620 to 1240 and encodes 206 amino acids. The transcript has a single exon. NCBI's taxonomy places the organism in Eukaryota, Metazoa, Arthropoda, Insecta, Hymenoptera, Formicidae. The record is from RefSeq and is a predicted model, not a curated record.
AUGUAAGUAUCUCGAAAGAUUUUAAAUUUGAGGUUAGGCGAGUUGUGUUCCCGUUUUUCUACUCGUUUGCAUAACAUGAUACACGAGGCGAUUAACGCGAUUUGUUUGCCUUGGUCCGAUAGCCAACGCACCACAUGAGAUAUCUUCACCGUGGUACUGUGACCCUUGCUUUGGGUCGGAGAUCCAUCUGGGGAAGAUCAAGAAGAAGAUAUCUUCACUGCAUAUGUGACAUCCUGAGACGUCAAAUUUUUUCAUUAUUAUGAAAUUUGUCGUCUAGGUUAUGUUAAUCAUGUAGAAUUAUUUGCUACUUAGCUUAUGUAUAUGUAAACUUUAUAUAUAUUUUAUUUGUCUUAUUAUAAGUAUUUUUUAUACUUUUCGUGUCUUUUUGCUUUGUCGUUUACAGUACGAGCAUUGUAAAAAAAUAGUGAAACAAAGAAUGGCCAGAAGAAAGACAAAUGAAGCUGAUCCUUGUGUGAAAAGUGUUUAUUGUAUGUACGUCUCGUUCUUCAGACUGCCAGUUCUUUUUCUUUUCUCGAUUGAAAUUCUGUAUGAAGACAAAGUUAAAUCUUGUCGAAUAAAUACUCCUCAGUUGUGAAAUGCCAUAUGGGUCUUUGGAAACAUGAAUAAUGAUCCGGGCAUUGUCUGUUUUCGUCAUUGUUCAACGAAGAGUGUAUUUAGCAGGCGCGUCCCGGCAACUUGUCCGGCAUGUUCGUCACAAAUGAAAAAUUUUAUUGUGGAUCCAUUUCAUAUUCCAUAUCCUUUUAGAAAAGCUACUCACUGUCCAACCACUAUUGUUAUUCAGCCUUCGCAAGGCAGUUUUCUCGACAAUUAUGACAUGAAACAUGGCCUUCUGCACGCUGGGAUAGUUGAUUCUAAUGGCGGCAUUGUGGAGUUUGACAAAAAGGGACCAAUAGUGAACGACUUUGCCAGAUGGAUCAAGGUAGAUUGUAUCGCUUUGGAGAUUGUGCCAGCAGCUUGGACUGCACGUUGGGAUGAGACAUUGUCACUCAUAUUGAAUGAUUUUAAAUGGAAACACAUUAAUUAUGACGCAAUUAGUAUGAACUGUUUUGACUUUGUUCUGGAAUUUCUCAAUAAUCUGAGAUACCCGGAAUUAAGAUUCAUGAGCAAGGAAGACCUGUGCGAGAGACUGAUAGUGCCAAAAAUGAACAAUGCAGUGCGAUAUAUCUCAUUAUACAGAUCCUUAAAAGAUCGGGAAUAUCUGUUGGAUUAUCAGGCUUGAUAUUUUUUUACUUUUGUAAUUUACAUGAUAUUAUUAAUAAUAAAUAUAAUUUGUAAAAAAUACACAAAAAAUGUUUAUAUUUAUAUAUCCGUCUCUCUAUUAAUUACAACACAAAUCCUUCCUUUCCCGAAA